UCUGUGUAAUUACCAGUACUAAUAUCACUCUCAGUGUGACCAGCUGUCCUAUAUGUUAGUUACUUUCACUUGUAUUUUUAAAACCAUUUCACUGUGUUUAUACUCUACUGCAUUAAUCAGUGAGCAUUGUUAUGUUAAGUUAUAAACAGUGAUGUCUUAAUCACUCUCAGCUGCUGACAAUUUCCUGAGUUUCCUCUGUGUACUAAAACAAGACUAAACAAGAUACAUAUCCUCAUAUACAAACACAUGUAAAUAUUGUAAUUGGACAAGAUCUGGCAAUUUGUAUAUAAAUGUACAACAUAUCUAUACAGUAACUACUUAUCUAAUUAGAUAUAUAAUUAUACUUAUGUAACAGUGUAUAAAACUUAAGCUAUUACACAGACUUGUCUCUACAUCUAUACAUGUACUUAUAUAACUGUUUCAUUCUCAUUCAUAAGUAAAUAUACCAGAGUUUCUACUAUACAUGUACACAUGUAAAUAAGUAUAUAUCUACCCAUCUCUACUAUAAAUGUACACACGUAAUAGAGUAUGUAACUAUACUUAUCUACUUUAUAUGUACACAUGUAAUAGAGUAAGUAACUAUACUUAUCUACUAUACAUGAACACACGUAAUAGAGUAUGUAACUAUACUUAUCUACUAUACAUGAACACACGUAAUAGAGUAUGUAACUAUACUUAUCUACUAUACAUGAACACACGUAAUAGAGUAUGUAACUAUACUUAUCUACUAUACAUGAACACACGUAAUAGAGUAUGUAACUAUACUUAUCUACUUUAUAUGUACACAUGUAAUAGAGUAUGUAACUAUACUUAUCUACUAUACAUGAACACACAUAAUAGAGUAUGUAACUAUACUUACAUACACAUUUGUAAUGUAAUAGGGUUUGUAACUACACAGCUUUACUAUACAUGUAUACAUCAUAUAACAGUAUGUAACGACACAUAUCUACUAUACAUACAUGUAUGUAUUAGGAUAUGUAGCUACACAUCUCAUCUAUACAUAUACACAUGUAAUAGAUUAUGUAACCUCAUCUCAAAUAUAUGCACGUGUAACAGAGUGUAACUACAUGUACAUCUAUACUAUUCAUGUAAUGAUUGAUACAUGUGUAUCAAAAAAGUUUUUCUCGCAUUACAUUCCGAUUCAAUGAUUGAGAAAUUUGAGGAUGAUGGCGAUAGAUAUUAUAUAUUUUUAAUGAUAAGUAAAUAAUUUACUUAGUCAAUCCCAUCAAUAUAUAAUCCUUAAUCCAGGAUUGACACAGACACAUAUGUAUUAUUCAAAGGAAUUGUAUUUGAAUAAACAUUUAUAUAACUCCUUUGGAGGGGGGCCUUAAAAGUAUAUGUUUUUAACUAAUCUUAAAUAGAGCAUAUCGAAUUUUUUAAAUGCUUGAGAUUUUCCCCUGACAUUUAAACUGCAGUUCAUAUACUGAUUUACCGCUAAUCCCUAAGAUUGGCUAACAAUAGAAGAAAUCAGGUUUAAAUGUUUCCUCCAUCUUGUUGUUACAUGUGACAGAUAUUUACAGUCCGUGGGAGAGUCUCCAAGUAAAUCUGUCUGUUUCCAACCAAAACAAAAAAAUAAGAGUAAACAGAGUCUAAGUGUGUGUUCCAGUUCUACAGGUGUGUGGUGAUGGGAUGUAGGUGAGUGACUGAGGGAGCCAUACUUGUAUACUGUGUACCUGUUCUUACCUGGUGCUCGUUAGUACAGAUGGCAGUAAGUGUACAGCAUGACUCUGAUAGCUCUCAUCAUGUAUGCCUUCGCCAAUGCUGUGGCUUUCCUUCUGUAUUGGCUCUAUCAAGUCAGCACCUCUCAAAAAUCCGACACAGACAUUCAGACAGACAAUGUGAAACGUAAGAGGCUGAAGCGGAAACCUUCUCUCUUCACGAUGAUUGGUCUGGAUUUGGAGAUUCAUAAACAUUAUUAUGCUAUCGACGACCACUUUCGAACAUUUUCUGAAGUCAGCAAGGCUUGUAAAAGAGCCGGACUCGAACACUGUGGAUUAAUAAUUGGAGUGGAUUUUACGGCCAGUAAUGAAUGGCAAGGAAGAAAGUCUUUCAGUGGGAACUGCUUGCAUAAAGUCGUGCCUGGCAGGAUCUAUAACCCUUAUCAGAAAGUGAUCUCAGUCAUUGCUCAAACUUUGGAACCUUUCGAUGAUGACAAUUACAUUCCUGCGUUUGGAUUCGGUGAUACGAAGACCUUGGGAGAUUCUGUGUUCCCGUUUAUGAGUGACGGUUCACCUUGCAAGGGCUUUGCGGAGGUGCUGGAUCGAUAUAGUGAUAUUGCCACCAAAGUGACGUUCAGUGGUCCAACAAACUUUGCCCCUCUCAUUUAUAAAGCAAUAGAAAUAGUGAAGACCACCCAGAAAUAUCACAUCCUGAUCAUCGUAGCAGACGGUCAGGUCAACGAGGAGCAGCAGACUGUGAAGGCCAUUGUCGAGGCCUCCAACCACCCCCUCAGCAUCGUGGUUGUGGGGGUAGGGGACGGCCCCUGGGACACCAUGGACGAGUUUGAUGACUGUCUUCCGAACCGAAAAUUUGACAAUUUCCAAUUCGUAGAUUACCAUGCAGUGACCUCUAAAGUGAAACAUCCGGAUGCAAACUUUGCGCUUCAUGCACUCAUGGAAAUACCUCUACAGUAUAAGACUAUCAGGAAGCUCGGCUAUAUCAGUGAAUUCACAAACGGCUCUGUUGUUAGUAAGAAGGAGUCAGAUGUUUAAGAUCUGCUGAAAUUAAUUAACUUAGGGUAAUUUUCAGGGGCUCCUUUUUUGGGAGGCAAUACUUUUUAAACUUGUCAUGAAAUACUGUUCAUAAUUGACUUCUUAACAUUCUAUUCAUUGUUUUGUUCAUGCAUAUACAGAUAUUUCCCUGUGAUUUUAACUUUCAGCAAUAAUCCCCAAUGACCAAUUUAUGAAGCUCUCAGUCCCAGUCCAUUCCUGCAUGCUACUAUGUAAUGCUCCUUGGUUUUUCUUUGAUUUUAUUUCAUUUAAUAUUAAUAUUAUUGUUAAUAAGCUUUGUGAUAAUAAGUCUUUCUUGAUGUUACCAUAACAUCUGCAUAAGAUCUUCAUAUUUAUUGUUUUUGUUUGUUUUUAUUUUUUGUUGUUUGAGGGGUUCUAGCAAAUUAAGUCAUUAGAUAUACAUGUAUGGUGGUUUGCAUUGUUAUUAUGCUCAGAGAAAAGUUCAAAGUAUUUUGUUGAAGGACUCUUUCAUAUUUCUUAAUUAUUUCUUGUAUCUUACUGGUUAAAUUGUAUGAAUAUUAAGAACCUACUAUACUGCUUUAAUUCAUGCGUCGUUAAGUGUGAAUGACGAGAGAGAAUUACACAAUACAUAUAUAAGAUGAUCCAGACGACUAUGCACUGGGAAGACGCCAAUAAGACCUGCUGAUUUCAUUUUCCUUAAAGUUAAAUUUUAAUGACAACAUGUUGCCAAGACUCCUUGCUUGUAUAUUUGUCAAUCUUACAUUUAGACAGGAAGUGUAAAAGUCUGAAGUGUAAAAUGAGGAAGAUUUCUUCAAGUGUCAGUCAACGUAACAAUUAAGAAAUUAAGUUAUCUCUUUUAAGGAAAUGGUGCAGAAUUUUUAAUGUCACAAGUUGUAGAUCGAGAAAAUGAUCCUGUGUGAGUAGUAAUGGUAUGGGUAUUUCCACUCAACAGGAUCUAGAAAAAUCUAGCUGGGCUAAUACCGUGGUUCCUGUGCAUAAGACAAAAUCUGCUCUUCCAAAUAUGAAUUUUUUUUUAAUUCACAUACAUCAACUUUGUUCAGUAAAAUGACAGCUCAGCUUACUGGUUUGAACAUAAUAUUUUUAAUCCUUAAAAGCAUAUACACUGUAAAAGCAAAUUACUGGAAAAUAUCGUUAAUCUAACGGUUAAAGUUAAUGAUGGGGAAUUAUAGAAGUGAUCAUAGUGUUAACACAGUCACAGUUGUCUUGUUUUAUGAGUACUUAACUAAGAAUUACUGUAUAUAAUGAUUUUCAUUAUUUAAUAGGUAUUUCCCUUUAAGCGCUGUGUGUAUUAGAUUACACAGAUGAACAAUAAUCAUAAUCUAAUCAUAUCUCUAGAGUGACAAAGCAGCUAGCAUAAGGAGCCUGCAUGGAGCUCCGCUGAUGCUGGGAGUCAUUGUAAGAGAGAUGUGGGCUUUGUGCUGAAUAUUGAUGGAUUUUUGUUCGAGUGAAAGCUACUGUUUCUUAAAAAGUGAACUGGGUGGCAGCUGUCUUUUAUUUUCUCACGAAGAAAACAUUACUGUGAAUAGAAAUAGAAUGCUUUAGUCAUUAUGUUGAUAUUACUGCUGAAAGUCGCACAGAAUCCAUUUGAAAAGAUUUCAAACUGUGUUUCUAUUUUUUAAUAUUUGAAUGGUGUUUUUUUUUAACAUUUCUAGAAAUGUUAAUGUAGAUGAAAGACAGAUCUGAGGUUUUGUUGUAUUCUACAUUUUUUUGAUUUUCAUAAGAUCUGAGAAAUAUGAGGAAAAGGAUUUUAUUUGCAAGUCUCCAGCAUGAAAUAUGUCUGUAUACAUCUAUAUAUCAUAACAGGUGCUUGGUUGCUGGUAUACGUCUCUUGAUUUUCUCUGAGCGUUUACUCAAGUGUUAAUUAUUAUCUUACUCAGAUACGAUUCCCUACAGUUUGAUAUACCGGGCCAGUGAUCUAUGUAUUGAUUGGUAAAGUACAUUCCCUUUGAAAUGCUAUUGAUCUGUUAUCAGUGAUACAGACAUGUUUUUCUUGCCGAUUGAUACACAACCAUUGUCUCUGCGUCCAGUAUGGUCAGACAUGCAUUUAAUUAUUACAUUGUGUGAGAUGUUUACAAUCUUUUUUAUGUUUGUGUUCAAAUAAAACCUAUGUAUUUAUUA
Magallana angulata is the source of this 4829-nucleotide messenger RNA. RefSeq lists its product as uncharacterized. Bases 1722 to 2711 code for a protein of 329 amino acids. The record is from RefSeq and is a predicted model, not a curated record. The transcript is spliced from 2 exons. Lineage: Eukaryota; Metazoa; Mollusca; Bivalvia; Ostreida; Ostreidae.